AUGACAAAAGGGGGGAGCACAAAAAGAAGAGAAUCAGAUGAUGAUCCUGAAGAAGGAGAAACUUGUUAUAAAAUGUACAAGAGAAGAAAGAGGAAGAUUGUAUAUGAUGCAGCAAACUUACAACUUGUUCAGAUUCAACCACCAGAUCCUACAAAAGAAUCCAUUUCACUUGAAACACCCCAAAUCGGUAAGAAUCUGGUCCUACAACAUUCUAUGACAGAUGAUCUUCUUGAGAUGUGGAUGCCAGACAUAGACUGGAAGGGUGAUGUGAAGUUGCAGCAUCUUCACUAUCUCAUCAACUUACUACUUCCGUUUGUAAAAGAAAUUCGUGAAGAACAAGAGGUGGAGAUAGUCGUGGAAGCGGGUGCUUGUGAAGAGAUACCAAACUCUUCAGUGGAAAUAGAGCACUACCUCGGGAGUGAAAGAGAUGGUGAAUCGUGA
Messenger RNA from Lactuca saligna, 441 nucleotides. The record is from the annotation of a GenBank genome assembly. Lineage: Eukaryota; Viridiplantae; Streptophyta; Magnoliopsida; Asterales; Asteraceae.